Molecule: messenger RNA, 525 nt
Organism: Homo sapiens (human)
Lineage: Eukaryota; Metazoa; Chordata; Mammalia; Primates; Hominidae
Source: the annotation of a RefSeq genome assembly
AUGAUGUAUGCUUUGUUUCUGUUGAGUGUGGGUUUAGUAAUGGGGUUUGUGGGGUUUUCUUCUAAGCCUUCUCCUAUUUAUGGGGGUUUAGUAUUGAUUGUUAGCGGUGUGGUCGGGUGUGUUAUUAUUCUGAAUUUUGGGGGAGGUUAUAUGGGUUUAAUAGUUUUUUUAAUUUAUUUAGGGGGAAUGAUGGUUGUCUUUGGAUAUACUACAGCGAUGGCUAUUGAGGAGUAUCCUGAGGCAUGGGGGUCAGGGGUUGAGGUCUUGGUGAGUGUUUUAGUGGGGUUAGCGAUGGAGGUAGGAUUGGUGCUGUGGGUGAAAGAGUAUGAUGGGGUGGUGGUUGUGGUAAACUUUAAUAGUGUAGGAAGCUGAAUAAUUUAUGAAGGAGAGGGGUCAGGGUUGAUUCGGGAGGAUCCUAUUGGUGCGGGGGCUUUGUAUGAUUAUGGGCGUUGAUUAGUAGUAGUUACUGGUUGAACAUUGUUUGUUGGUGUAUAUAUUGUAAUUGAGAUUGCUCGGGGGAAUAGG